This is a messenger RNA of Seminavis robusta, 960 nucleotides long. Lineage: Eukaryota; Bacillariophyta; Bacillariophyceae; Naviculales; Naviculaceae. The record is from the annotation of a GenBank genome assembly.
AUGUCCGACGCCAUGCAAACGUCAACGUCCCCCACCAACAACAACACGGGCGGCACGGCUGCUGCUGCUGCUACUACUACUACUGGUGCCACUAACAACAACAAUAAUCAGCAGUGCAGUGCCGACGCCAUGUCUCGUUUGGUAUUUGGCAAGAACGACGCGCUCUUUGGCGCUAUUGAAAAGCAACAAGGUGGAAAACCGUUUGGAUCUUUCCUGGAUGCCGGCACGGGUCUGCAUUCGCUCCGUUGGAUGGCGACACUGACACCCGAACGAGGUCACGCGCAUCCCAUGACAACCUACACGGCCAUUACCGCCGAUGAAACCAUGCGUCGCAAUGUACAAGAAGAAGCCAAUGCCCUAGGCAUUGGGAACAAGGGAAACGUCAUUAUUGGUAAUUGGUUUCAUCCACACACGCCACUCGCGUUAGAACAACAAAAGUACGAUACCAUUCUUGCCGAUUAUCUCAUUGGAGCCAUGGACGGAUUCUCGCCGUACCAACAAGACUGUAUGCUCCCCAAGUUGGCCGCCUUGCUCAAACCCGGUGGACGCUUGUAUGUGGUGGGCUUGGAACCCAUUCCCGAUUCGGUCGAAGGAGAUGCCAAUGUCAUUUGCAAGGUCCGACGGAUUCGAGAUGCCUGUAUUCUACUCGCGGGACAUCGGUGUUAUCGAGAAUACCCCGUCGAUUGGAUUCAUCGACAAUUUAACACGACCAGUACACAAAUGAAACUAUUGCGCACCAGCAAAUUCCCCAUUCUCUACCGGCAUGCCACCAUUGUCAAACAAAUCAAUGUCGCACGAUCCAAAUUCCGAUUCUUUCCCACACCCGAAGUGGCGGAAGCCAUGAAAAAGGUACUCGAUGAUCUAGAAGUCGAAUCGCUGGAAGCUACCAAACGGAGCCCCAAUGGACGACUCCAGUUGGGAUUCGAUUACGUCGUGUCGGCAGAAAAGAGGGCGUCAUAA